Messenger RNA from Panicum virgatum (switchgrass), 1145 nucleotides. RefSeq lists its product as uncharacterized. The record is from RefSeq and is a predicted model, not a curated record. NCBI's taxonomy places the organism in Eukaryota, Viridiplantae, Streptophyta, Magnoliopsida, Poales, Poaceae. The coding region runs from base 363 to 977 and encodes 204 amino acids. The transcript has 3 exons. Gene Ontology annotation, biological process: regulation of DNA-templated transcription.
GGCUUCCGUGUGUGGCUGCAAAUACGACGCAUGUCGCGGAGUGCGAACGAGAUGCAUCGGAUGGGAGAGCUUCAGCUUAAACAAAGGACGGAGAGUGUGUGGCUGCCAUCUCCAUCUCCCUCUUCGAUCACACGGACAGGGUGUGGAGGAUCCAGUCCGGUAAGCUCCGGCCGACCGGCCGGCCGUCGUCGUAUGCCAGGCAUGAGAUAGCCAAGGCCCUUUGCUCAUGAUCUUCAGACGCUUGAUGAUCUUUUUCAUUCAGUUCGUGGCGCUGAUGCCUCUAUUUAAUUAGUUGCCAGUAUAUUUGAUCUGGAAGUAUAGUAGAGCGAGUGCGGCCGGACUGGUCGUUACGUUCGCCGGCGAUGGACGCGGAGGAGCUCCUGAAGAGGAUACGGGAGCUGGAGGAGGGCCAGGCGGAGCUCAAGCGGGAGGUGUCCGACCUCGUGACGGCGACGGAGCACCGCGCCAAGCAGCAACCUGCUGCUGCUGUGCCGACGGCGUCGCGCCGGGAGCUCAGGCGGGACGUGUCCAAGCAUCAGCUCCUCCUGCCGCCGCCGGAGCGCCGCGGCGCGCCCAGCUCCUCUUCACGGCGCCGCCUCCCGCCGCCGCCGCCGCCCGUGGGCCGCACCGGGCUGUCCCGCAGGCACCACGCCAUGGUCCUGCAGUCUCUGGGGCAGGCCGUGCACAUCCUAGAUCUCCAGGGGAAUGUCAUCUACUGGAACCGAUGUGCCGAGCAUCUGUAUGGGUACCCUGCAUCAGAAGCAAUCGGUCGCAAUGUCACGGACCUGCUGGUGCAUGCUGACGACAUUGGCCCAUCAACCAACAUCAUCGGGAGCAUAUUCGCAGGGAAAUGCUGGAGAGGGAAGUUUCCUGUCAAGAACAAGUCAGGGGAGAGGUUUUCGAUUCUCACCAAUGGCACUCCUCUGUAUGAUGAUGAUGGCACCAUGCAUGAUCGGCCUCGUCUGUCUCUCAGAUGAUACACGGAAGCUGCAGCAGAUCGUUGGCUUUUCACCGACCUCGGGAUACUAUUAUUAACCAAUGAAUUAAUUUCUUUUACAUGUUUGUAAACAUGAUUUCGCCGGGUAAUCUUUUUUAGAACAUGGGUGGAGUCUCUUGUGCAAUCUUUUAUUUUGUUCCUUUCUUUA